AUGAGAACAUUGAAACGCAAGAAAGGAGGCCCCACUCCGGGAACCUGCGAGUGGGUACUUCGUACGGAAGAGCUCACUGCCUGGCUUGGAUCUGGCCCGACGGUGGGUCCCGAGAGCCAGCCGACCCAGGUCCUAUGGCUCUAUGGUAACCCAGGAACAGGGAAAUCUACCAUAGCCCUAUACCUUACGGAGCAGUUGUCGGCAACUUUCUCUAAUACGGACGGGAAAAUGCUAGCUUACUUUUUCUGUGACUCCGCUUUCGAUACACGGAAGACCGCGACUUCAGUUGUCAAAGGGCUUCUUUACCAGCUCGUUCAGCAAAACGAAGAGCUUCGUAAUCACCUAUUAUCGAAGUACCAUACGCGCGGAGAAGAACUAUUCACAUCUUUCGACGACCUUUGGGAUAUAUUCAUGACCAUGGUGGCAGAUGAGAACACGGGUCGGAAAUACUGCAUCAUUGACGCACUGGACGAAUGUGAUAGAGAAUCGCAAGACACUCUACUACAACAGCUGGAAGAAACCUUCAAGUGCCCAAACGUGUCACCAAAUGCCCGAAUAUUAGUCACUACUGAGGGUACUUUCCUCUGGAUUGGCUUGGCCUGUGGCGAGCUUAAAGAUAUUCCGUCAAACAGCGUCGUCCGCACUUUGCAGAAUAUACCAAAGGGACUUAAUGCACUCUUCCAGCAACUUCUUGUAACGGCAUUAAAGCAGAGUGAGGUCAGUGGUGAUGAUAUCAGACACCUUCUAAGCUGCGUAGCUAUUAGUUCGCGGCCACUGACUGUGUCGGAGCUCUCCGAAGCAUGCCAGCUGCACCAGGAGGAAGAAGACGUUGAGACAACGCUCCAGUUCACUCAAGAAUAUCUCGAGGACUACCUAGUUGGGGCGAGCUCGAGUAAUUUUAUCCAGGAGCUCAAGGCUCAUGCCCAACUUGCCUAUCGCUGUGUGGAUCGCAUCAUUGCGCAAUUCCGCGACACAAAUCAACCACAGUCCGGCUUCUGGUAUUAUGCAACUCAACAAUGGGCUCAUCAUGCGCGUAUGGCCGAGUUACAAUCUUCACAAGCGGAGUUCUUCCAGAUCGAUUCUCGUUGUCGGGAAUGGUGGCUGGAAGGUGUAAGGUCAGACAUGAGUGUUCCAACGGUGCCUACAAGAUUCUCCAUAUUUCACGUGGCUGCGAAGUGGGGUAUUUGCGCUCUAGUGAAUCAUGCCGCCGAGUUAGAAUUUCAAGAAUCCGACGUGGAAAGGACUACCUAUAUUGAUCAUGUGAAUUGUACGGAUGAUUUCGGUCAAACGCCUCAGGAGCAUGCUGCUAGGUCAGGAUUUCCGAAUAUUUCUGCUGCCCUCUUGAACCGAGGAGGGAAGGUUACUACAGAGGUGGUCAGCGCUGCGGCUAAAAACCCGGAGAAUGGAAAAUCAGUGCUGGCACUUCUUCUCGACCGCCGCGGGUACCAGAUCAUUAUUACUGAGGAAGUCUUUAAGGCCGCGGCUGGAAACACGUGGAGUGGCGAAGCAGUCCUAGCACUCCUUCUUGACCGCUACGGCGACAAGAUCAUUAUCACUGAAGAUGUUAUUAAAGUCGCAGCUAGAAACCAGGAGAGUGGAAAAGCAGUGCUGGCACUCCUUCUCGACCGCUGCGCAGACCAGAUCACCAUCACCGAGGAGGUCGUCAUGGCCGCGGCUGGUAACUGGGGGAGUGGCGAAGCAGUGCUAGCACUCCUUCUCGACCGCUGUGGAGACCAGAUCAUUAUCACUGAAGAUGUAAUCAAGGUCGCAGCUGGAAACCAGGAGAGUGGCGAAGCAGUGCUGGCACUCCUUCUCGACCGCUGUGGAGACCAGAUCAUUAUCUCUGAAGAUGUAAUCAAGGUCGCAGCUGGAAACCAGGGGAGUGGAAAAGCAGUGCUAGCACUCCUUCUCGACCGCUGCGGAGACCAGAUCAUUAUCACCGAGGAAGUCGUUAAGGCCGCGGCUGAUAACUGGGGGAGUGGCGAAGCAGUGCUGGUACCCCUUCUUGACUGCUGCGGAGACCAGAUCAUUAUCACCGAGGAAGUCGUUAAGGCCGCGGCUAGAAACUGGUGGAGUGGCGAAGCAGUGCUGGCACUCCUUCUUAACCGCUGCGGAGACCAGAUCAUUAUCACCGAGGAAGUCGUUAAGGCCGCGCGGCUGAUAACUGGGGGAGUGGCGAAGCAGUGCUGGUACUCCUUCUUGAUCGCUGCGGUGACCAGAUCAUUAUCACCAAGAAAGUGGUAUCUACUAUUGAUGGGGCCUGUCAGCAGAAGAUCAUGA
Messenger RNA from Penicillium odoratum, 2280 nucleotides. Its product is annotated as Pfs NACHT and Ankyrin domain protein. The record is from RefSeq and is a predicted model, not a curated record. The transcript is spliced from 3 exons. Bases 1 to 2280 code for a protein of 759 amino acids. NCBI's taxonomy places the organism in Eukaryota, Fungi, Ascomycota, Eurotiomycetes, Eurotiales, Aspergillaceae.